GGGUGGUGGUUCAAACUCACAACCCAGCAGUUAACAGAACAGACCCCAGCGACUUCCUGAGCCACUGCCACCCCAACGUCACUAAACAAUGGACAAAAGUUUUAAUUUCUAGAAAUACAAAGUGCCACUAACGAUUUAAAAAUGGGUUGUAUGAUAAAAUGAAACCUACCAGUGUCUGUUGUGCUUUUAUUUUCUCCAAAUACUUGAGUAGUUUCUGUUUUGAGCAAAUUGUUAUCUAAAUAUCAGCCUGACUAAUCAAGAAUGUUUCAAGAUGGCAGAAAAAGCGAGAUUUGAACACAAAGGUGUAACUACCAUAACUUUGUAAAAUCUAAAUUUGGAAAUGUUAUCAAACAUUUCAGAUAUUGUCUCAUUUGAGUGAACUUCUCAAUGUAGUCUAAUCUCCAUCAUUGAUGCCAUAGAGAAGCAACACAUGAAUCUUAUGAGAAUUUGUUCAAAAAUAAUCUACCUAAUUAAUCUUUUAAGCUUUCCUUAUCUGCUUUUUCUUAAACAAGGCCAACAAAUGUUAAAACCUCAAAUGUGAAAGUUCAUUCAAGAACAAGGAAAAGAUGAGUAGAUGUGGCUUGAUUUCUGCUUUGUUUUAACUGCUAUUAAAACGCAAUUUUAAUCGCGAUUUAUUUUAAUUUAAUUUCUUUAAAAAAGAAAAAAGAUUUUGGCAAUUAUUUUAGGAAGGUGACUAUACAAACAUGCGGAAGUGAUUAGGAAGAGGAAGUUCCACCCGCUAGGUUCUUGUUAUUGGCUGAGAGGAGCAACGUGGUUGUCCUAUUGGUUAGUUUUAAUAUGUGCGUCAUAGUUACCGGCGACCUGCAUUGUUUACGUCUACGAUAAAGCCAGGUGAGGGUUGGCGCUGGAACCAGACAGCUUCGGAUCUGUCACAUGCUUUCAUUUUUGCGAAAUGUCAAGAACAGAAGACAGUGGAGCAGUUUCUGUCUGGUUUGAAGAUAAACGUCUGGUAAUAGGGAACCAAUACCUUUUGGGGGGAGGGAGGCUCAAAGAUGUCCGUCUAGUCUGCUUGAAUGAUUUGAAGCCAUUUCAGCGACUCAACUUGAUGAAAGCGCGUGCGGAGUUCCUCCUUUUAACCCUGACGAGCCAGCAUGUCGGACACGGAGAGGUCUCUGUCCGCUGUCAGAAAGCUCAGCUACGCUGCGGGACACUUUCUCAACGACCUGUGCGCUUCCAUGUGGUUCACAUACUUACUGGUGUUCUACCACUCGGUGCUGGGAUUCCAGAACACGAAUGCAGGUGUCUUGUUGCUGGUUGGUCAGAUAGCUGAUGCCAUCUGUACACCCCUGGUUGGCUAUGAGUCAGACCAAACCUCUGGUUGUGGAAACUAUGGCAAGCGGAAGACCUGGCAUUUGGUUGGCACGCUGAGUGUGGUGGUGUCUUUUGCCUUCAUCUUCAACCGGUGCCUGGCCUGUGACCCUAACACUCCUCAGUGGGCCAGCUUAAUCUACUUUGCCCCAUUCAUCAUCAUCUUCCAGUUUGGCUGGGCCGCCACACAGAUCUCCCACCUGUCUCUCAUCCCAGAGCUGGUCACCUGUGAACAUGCUAAAGUGGAGCUCACUGCAUACAGGUAUGCAUUCACUGUCAUAGCCAACAUCACAGUGUAUGCCCUUGCUUACCUGCUGUUCCACGGUCAGGCUGGAGAGGAUGAAGACUCUCUUGGACCAGCAGACACCAACAUCUUCAGGAACCUAUCACUGAUUGUGCUGGGGAUCGGCGCUCUCUUCGCUGCUUUCUUCCACCUGGGAACCACAGAGCGCCCCAAUCACAUAGCCAGCAGGGACUCUGGAGGAGAACGGGAAGAGGAGGCUGAAGGGGAGCGAAGGCCGCUGCUUCCUUCUUCCGCUGUUUCUUCAUCCCUUCUGCAGUGGAAAUGUUGGCUCCAGCAGCCUUCCUUCUAUCAGGUGGCCUUACUCUACAUGUCCACCAGGUUAAUCGUCAAUCUGUCCCAGACCUACAUCUCCAUGUAUCUCAUAAACACUCUAGGCCUGCCCAAGAAAUAUAUCGCUACAAUCCCCUUAGUGAUGUACCUGAGUGGCUUCCUGUCCUCCUUCAUCAUGAAGCCAGUCAGUAAACGCAUUGGAAAAAGUCUCACUUACUUUGUGGGCCUCCUGCUGAUCAUGGCCUUCUCUUACUGGGUGCUGCUGGAUAACAAGAUGGGUCAGCAGAUCUACGGGGCUGCGGUGCUGCUGGGGGCCGGAUCGGCCACCAUCCUGGUCAUAUCCCUAUCCAUGACCGCUGAGCUGAUCUCAGAUCAGACGCAAAGCGGAGCGUUUGUGUACGGAGCCAUGAGCUUCACCGAUAAACUGGCCAAUGGAGUCGCAGUCAUGAUGAUUCAAGCUAUGCACCCCUGCCAUACAGUGGUGUGCUGCCCAGCCUGUGUGUGGUUUUAUCACUACAUCAUGGUCAUAGUGACGGGGGGCGUGGCUGUCGUUGCAGCGUUGGCACUCUGCUCCAUCCUCAUCUGGCCAAUCAGGAUCAGAGCACGUGGCCUGCAAGUCGUCUCUGAUGGUUCCACCUCAGUUAACUAAGAGCCGGAAGGAUCUGCCUUCGCCUUACUGGGAACUCUGGUCUUGCAUGGACAGUAGGGACACUCACAGUUGUUUCUGAGAUUAGUUUCAAGUUUUUCGCUGGAAUGUCUGGGAAAUCCCAGCAUAAGUAAGACUAAAUAUUCCUUAACCUCUACACUAGGCUGACACUUAGUUGCCAUCAUUUUCUAGAAAUGUUUGGUGCAUGAGAUAAAACUAUUAUAUGGGUCCAAUUCAUUGUGUUCUAGAGAUGAGGCCUUCCUUUGAGUGGAAGCAAACACAGCAGACUGUAUGAUAAAUAGGAGUCCAGCCUUUUCCUGUUUUACCUUUUAAACACUAAGAAAGUAUGACAAAGAGAAUAUUUAAAUCACCAGUGCAUUCAGUGGAUAAACCACUACAUCCAGUCCCUCAGACUGGUGGGUAAACGGGACCGGAUCGUGAAACCACGCUACGCCCCAAUGGCACUUCGACAGGACUUGAACAGAAGAGCUGAAGGAGUUCAUCAUUCAUCUUGUAGCGAGGCCACCUACUGUAAUUCCUGUGUUUUUGUUUUGUUUUUGCCUGUGUGUGUUUUUGUUUUAUGCAGGGGAAAGAAAAGUGUGGAUUUUAAAAAAAAUAUUUAAAUCAGUUUGUGCUAUACCAAAAAAAAAUCCUCUAAUGAUCAAACUGAACCUAAAAAUCAUUGUAAAAUGAAACGAAACUUGAAUAGUGGAACUGCAUCUGACUUUGAAAUACUUAAAAGGGAUCAAUGUCUAUUGCAUGUAAUGGAAUAAUGAAGGGAAUCUCAUUGGUGGAGCAGCACAGCUGAACUACGUCUGACUGGGAACAGUGGGAAGAGCUGUUGACCAAACUGAACCAAAACUGAGCUCUGACUUCGGUGACCAUCUAAACUAUUACCUGGUCUGCUUCACCUCUGUAAAAAAUAUUUAAUUGAUGAAGGGAUUAUUGUAAAGGAGCUGAAACAAUAAAACCUGUUUGUGUUUAAA
This is a messenger RNA of Poecilia latipinna (sailfin molly), 3535 nucleotides long. RefSeq names its product major facilitator superfamily domain-containing protein 12. Gene Ontology annotation, molecular function: symporter activity. Gene Ontology annotation, cellular component: plasma membrane. NCBI's taxonomy places the organism in Eukaryota, Metazoa, Chordata, Actinopteri, Cyprinodontiformes, Poeciliidae. The record is from RefSeq and is a predicted model, not a curated record. Gene Ontology annotation, biological process: regulation of melanin biosynthetic process; carbohydrate transport; pigment metabolic process involved in pigmentation. The coding region runs from base 1113 to 2552 and encodes 479 amino acids. The transcript has 12 exons.